This is a messenger RNA of Pteronotus mesoamericanus, 4701 nucleotides long. RefSeq names its product centrosomal protein 164 (gene CEP164). Gene Ontology annotation, biological process: cilium assembly. The coding region runs from base 283 to 4701 and encodes 1472 amino acids. NCBI's taxonomy places the organism in Eukaryota, Metazoa, Chordata, Mammalia, Chiroptera, Mormoopidae. Gene Ontology annotation, molecular function: protein binding. The record is from RefSeq and is a predicted model, not a curated record. The transcript has 34 exons. Gene Ontology annotation, cellular component: centriole; ciliary transition fiber; centrosome.
UCCGGAAGUAGUUUGGGCCGCUGCAAGGCAACACCCCGGCGUCCCUGGAAGCGGGAAAGCUGGGAACCCCGGUGGUGCUAGGGAAGCUGCGCAGACCCGGGAACCCUCGCUCAGAACUCCCCGGGGUGAGGGACAGAUUCUAGGAUUGGCAGGAGAUGGAUGAGUGCACUUGGAUGACCCUUCCCCUACAAUUGUUAUGGCUCAUAGAAGGUCUCAGGCCUGGUGGCAAGUAGGACUCAUCAAAUUUCAUCUGAUCUGUUGGAGUUUGAGCCCAGACCAAUCAUGGCCGGAAGACCUAUCCGCAUAGGAGACCAGCUGGUUCUGGAGGAAGAUUAUGAUGAAACCUAUAUCCCCAGUGAGCAAGAAAUUGUUGAAUUUGCCAGAGAGAUAGGUAUCGAUCCCAUCAAGGAGCCGGAACUGAUGUGGCUGGCACGGGAGGGCAUUGUGGCCCCACUGCCCGUGGAGUGGAAACCAUGCCAGGACAUCACAGGUGAUAUUUACUAUUUCAACUUUGCGAAUGGGCAGUCCACAUGGGACCACCCAUGUGAUGAGCACUAUCGGAACUUGGUAAUCCAAGAGCGAGGGAAGCUGUCAGCUUCUGGGGCUAUUAAGAAGAAAGACAAGAAAAAGAAAAAGGAAAAGAAAGACAAGAAGGACAAAGAGACCUCAAAAAGUGCUGUGGCCCUGGGCUCCUCAUUAGCUUCGGUCCAUAUCCCUGUUGGGGGCCUGGCUCCCUUACGAGGCCUUGUGGAUGCCCCACCCUCUGCUCUUCGUGUAUCUCAAAGUGUGGACUUGGGGGAUGCAGUGGAGUCUGGCCAGCUUGGAGAGCUCAUACUGCCUUCACAGGGUCUCAAGACUUCUGCUUAUACCAAGGGUCAUGAGGACAAGAAUGCUGUCAGCCUCUUUGCUUUAGAGGAGGAGGCCAAUGAGGAGGAUGAAGUGGAGAGUGACAACCAGAGUGUCCACAGCUCAAGUGAGCUUCUCAAGAACCUGCACCUGGACAUUGGGGUGUUGGAAGGCAACUUUGAGUAUGAGGAGUCUCCAAGAACAAGCAAACCAGAGGAGAAGGAUGUCUCUCUUGGAUGUGAUGCUCCUUAUCCCACUGCUCCCAGCAAGCUCGUUAGCCAGGGUGCAGACGGCAGUCUCACCUGUGCAGAGGUCAGAGGACAGCAGGGGAGAGGGGCGAACGCUUGGCUCCCAGGGAUAGAAAAGAAUCACAAGAGUGAUCCUGUGAUGUCCAAGAGUCUGGUGGAUCCUGGGAGCAAUCGGCCUGCCAAAUGCAAUAAAAAAGAUGCACCAGAGGACCUGGUGGCUGCAGGAGAGGAGGGUUCCAGGAAGGAAGAGGCAGCAAAGGAGCCAAAGAAGGAGGCUGCUGUCCCAGAAGAGAGCAUAUCAGACGCCAGUGAAGAGCCAGAGAUCAAUGAACCCAUGAAGGAACUACAGAUCUCCUACUCCACUGCUUCUGACCCCAAGUCCUUCCUUGGCCUGGACUUUGGUUCCUGCAGCCGAAUCUCAGAGCACCUGCUGGAUGUUGACGUGCUUUCCCCGGUGCUGGAUGGAGCCCACUGGGAGGCCCAGAGGUUGGGAAGAGAAGACAAGGAAAACAGCCAAUCCAGCCAAGAUGAGCUACAGAGCAAGCAGUCCAAAAGCUCAGAGAGGUUAUCUCCUUCACUUCUGCACGGGGAGCGACUCAAGAGUCCCCUUCACAGUCAGGCCACUGAAAAAGGGCCUCUGCAGGCUCCUGAUGGGCAGCCUGAGUGGAAUGGGGCAGAGGAGCCGGGGGAGGUGCCUGCAGGCCGUGCCAUCCUGCCUGCUUCCCUGCAUAGGGAGGAGAUCCUGAGUCCACCUGCUGCCUCCAGGAGGGGUGAGGAGCAGUGCUGCCCGGUCGAGGAGCCCAAGGAGAAGGUGGUGGUCAGCCCUGCUCUGCCAGUCUCUCCUGAGGUAGAGAAGACGGCAUGUCACACCACACAGGGCCAUGUGGGGAAGGACCUGCACUGCUCAGGAGGCAGAAGAGGCGAGAAGGGAGAGCAUGGUCCAGAGCCUUUAUUGGGGUUUUCGUGGGAAGGAAUGGACGAGGCAGGGCGAUCUCCAGAGCUCCUGGCUCCCCCAAAGCAGCUCUCAGAGGCCACCUUGAAAGCCAUGGAAGAGGCAGUGGCCCAAGAACUGGAGCAAGACCAGAGGCAGCUACUGGAACUGAAGCAAGAGAAGAUGCAGCAGUUGCGGGAGAAGCUGUGGCAGGAGGAGGAGGACGAGAUCCUCCAACUUCACCAACAGAAAGAGAAGUCCCUUAGUUUUCUGAAGGAGCAGCUACAGAAAGCCACUGAGGAAGAGGGGACUCGGAUGAGAGAGGAGGAAAGCCGGAGGCUCUCCCAACUCCGGGCCCAGGCCCAGUCCCAGGCAGAAGCAGAUGAGGACCAGAUCAAGGCUGAGCAAGAGGCUUCCCUGCAGAGGAUGAGAGAGAAGUUGGAGUCUCUACAGAAGAGCGAGAGGGCCAGCUUGGAACAGAGAAACAAGCAAAUGCUGGAGCAGCUCAAGGAAGAGAUGGAGGCUUUGGGGAAGAGAGAGCAGGCUGCCCUGAAUGCUGAGAAGGAGAAGGCUCUGCAGCAGCUGAGGGAGCAGCUGGAAGGAGAGAGGGAAGAAGCGGUGGCAGCGCUAGAGAGGGAGCACAGAGCUGAGCUGGAGCAGCUCUCUUCCUCCCUGAAGGCCAAGCAUAGACAGGUGGUCUCCAGCCUCCAGAAGAAGAUAGAGGAAGCUCAGCAGAAAGAGGAGGCCCAGCUACAGGAAAGCCUGGGGAGGGCGGAGCAGAGAGCGCAGCACAGAGUUCACCAAGUGCUAGAGUACGAGCAAGAGCUCAGUGCUCUCCUGAGAGAGAAGCGCCAGGAGGUGGAAAGGGAACAUGAGAGGAAGAUGGACAAGAUGAAGGAGGAGCACCAGCAAGUGCUGGCUGAGGCCAGAGAGCAGUAUGAAGCCGAGGAGAGGAAGCAGCGGGCUGAGCUCCUGGGGCACCUGACCGGAGAACUGGAGCGCCUGCGAAGGGCUCACGAGCGGGAACUGGAGACCGUGAGGCAGGAGCAAGACAGGCGGCUGGAAGACUUGCGGCAUCGGCACUGGGAGCAGGAAAGGAAACUUCGAGAUUUAGAGGUAGAACUUGAAACCAGAGCCAAAGAAGUCAAGGCCAGAGUGGCUGAGCUGGACAUUCAGGAGACUGUCCGGAAGGAGAAGCAGCAGCUCCUUGACGUGAAGAAGCAGGUUGAGCUGGAGAGCGAGGAAGUCACAGCCACCCAUCAGCAGCUGGAAGAGGCAAAGAAGGAGCACACCCACCUAUUGGAGUCAAACCAGCAGCUCCGAAGAAUUCUCAGUGAGCUUCGGACCCACAAGUUGGAGCUGGAAUCCCAGGUGGAUCUUCUGCAGACCCAGACUCAGAGGCUGCAGAAGCACAUCAGUGACCUGGAAGCCAAAGCUCAGAGGAAGCAGGACACAUUGAAAGAGCUGGCAGUUGAGAAGAGCAGUGCUUCCCCAUGCUUGGAGCCGGAUCUCCACAUCGAGGACCUGAGGAAAUCCCUUAGGACUAGCCAGACCGAAGAGGUACCCUCUUCUCUGUCCCAGAGCAAGGAAGACACUGACUUGUCCCUGGACAGCUUCCGGCACUACCUCUCUGCCGAGGGGGUAGCUCUCCGCAGUGCCAGGGAGUUCCUGGUGCGGCAGAAACACUCCAUGCGGAGGCGGCAGAUAGUUCUGAAAGCCGCCCAGCAGCACUGGUGCCAUGAGCUGGCCAGUGCUCCGGGUGCAGCCAAAGACCCGCUAGGCACCAAGGCCCUGGAGGACGUGCGGAAGGACCUGCGGGAGGAGGAGAGGCACCUGGAUGAGAUGCAGUCAGCCAUGCGGAAAGGCCACAACCUGCUCAAGAAGAAGGAGGAGAAGCUGAAUCAGCUGGAGUCCUCUCUUCAGGAAGAGGCUGCAGAUGAGGACACACUGAGAGGAGCCCCCACCAAGAAAGUGGUGACCUUCGACCUCAGCAGCUCUGAAAACACCAGCAGUGAAAGUUCAGAAUCUGGCCCCUUGCCUCACAUCAGCCCGACUGCAAGCCCCACCUUACUCAACAAGAUCCACUACUUGGACAGCUCCCUGAAGCGGAUUAGCAGCCAGCUAAAUGAUGUCCUCUGCAUGCUGGGUGUCCUCAACACUCAGCCGCCACCCCCACUCCUCACCUCCACCCCAGCCCAGAUCCCGCCCCCAUCCUGCAGGAGUGCUCUCAUUUCCACCCACACCUCCCUGGGCCGGGUCUCAGCCUCCUCCCCCACCACAGCCAUGUCCACCCAGUGGGCCUGGUCCCCAGGCCUGGGCCCUAGGCUCUCCUCCUCAGUGACUCAAACAGUGGAUGACUUCCUGGUAGAGAAGUGGCGCAAAUAUUUUCCAACUGGGGUCCCAAUCCUCAGCAGUGGUCCUGCCCCCUUGGAGAACAGGCUGGGGUACGUGUCUGCCAGUGAGCAGCUCCGCCUCCUGCCCCAGCCUCAGUUGCACAUCUCCCACGUGGGCAGCACCAACUUUCAGGGCAUGAUUGAGGCUAACCUGAAGUGGCUAGAACGUUACAAGAGUGAUCCCAAGUUACAUCUUUUCUCGGUGCACAAACCCACAGCCACUCUGGGCCUCCAGCAGCUGGGCCUGGAUCAGAACAACAGACUGAAGAUCUAUCGCUCCUGA